Messenger RNA from Ectocarpus sp. CCAP 1310/34, 3605 nucleotides. The record is from the annotation of a GenBank genome assembly. Lineage: Eukaryota; Phaeophyceae; Ectocarpales; Ectocarpaceae.
AUGGGCGCGGCGCCUACGCUCGAGCAGCGCAUGGCCUGGCGCAGGGAGCAGGUGAAGGAGGAAGCGCAUAAGGACGACGGCGGCGAGGAGGAGGAAGGGAGGAGGCGCAAGCUGCGGUCCCGGCAAGAGGAACGAGAGAACGGCCGCCUCCCCCCCCGUUCUCUUCAUGUGAACCGAACAGACGACACCGCCAAGUCGCUGCCCGCCGAGGACGGGGUUAGUCCCCGGGCUCCCGGCAGGGGGGGGGUGGACACCCCCCCGUUGCCGCCGGGAACCCAACGAGCCGUUGCCGCGCCCCCCGCGCCUGCUGCUGCUGCUGCUCCCGAGCGCGAAGGAGGCGGGGACGCUGGCAAGCACCUGGAGGGGGCGCCGAGAGUUCGAAGCCAGGACAGGGCCGAGGAGGUACUGGAUCGGGGGACGGUACGGGCGAAGGUGGUGGCGAUCUACGAGGAGCACAAUAGAGAUAAGCUUCAUACGGUAGAUGACACCCUGGAUAAGUACGAGGGGAGGUGGGCCGUCAUGCUGCAGGUGGGCGGGGAGGCCGUGGGGAGGCUGGUGUUCCGGCUCUUCGCCGACAAGACCCCCAAGGCUGCGGAGAACUUCCGCGCGCUCUGCACGGGGGAGAAAGUGAGAGAAGUGCCGUGCGCUGUUCCCCACCUGGACGGGAAGCACGUGGUAUUUGGGGAAGUGGAGAGCGGGAUUAAGGUGCUUGACCGCAUGAAAUCGGUGACGCUGCUUGAGCCCAAGAGAGACGGGAAACCGGCGCCGGACCAGCGGGUGGUGAUCUCCCGCUGCGGGCAGCUCAAGGAGGACGGGACCGAAGUUGAGCGCGCAGCCACCUCAGCUGGUGUCCCGCCGCCCACCGGGGGUAUGUUCGCGUCUUCUAGUCUGGCAACCCCCCUCGCCUCCGCCCCGAUCUUUGGCCGGCCAUCGAACCUCGGAACCCCCUCCGCGGCAAGGACGGGGUCGAUUUUCUCAUCGACAGGCUUUGGAGGCGCCGCCGCAAGCUUUGGAGGUGGUACCGUAGGCGGUGGAUCCGGUGGCGGUGGCGGGGGAAUCUUCGGGUCUGGGCCGAAGACCCCGGUGGUUCCGUCGUUCGGCCAAGCUGGCGCUGGCGCUUCCCCCGUGACUGCUCAAAGCGACAGCGAGAGGGCGGGCGAGGAGGUGGCAGUGAAAGCGAAGCCAAGCGGCGGUGGUCUUCCCGCUGCCGGUGCGGCCUCUUCGGGGCUCCCAGGCACGCCUCGCGUCCAGUCCGUGGCGUCUUCGUUCGGUUCCCUGGCGGCUGCUAUUGCGUCUGGACCUCCCAACUUCGCAAGCGCCGCGGCGCCGGGCGCCGCCGCGCCUUCCACGAGCGGCGGCGGCGGCAGUAAGGAUGGCUUCAGCACCCCCCCCGUCCACAACCGCUACUUUGCGACUCCCCCGCGCGACCUCUCCGUGGUGGCGGCUCGGGUGGUCGCUCUCACGCCCUCGUCGGGCCGGCGGCGGAGCGGCUCCAGCCCGAGGCCCCACGGCGGCGCGGCGGGGGCGGCGUUCGACCGGCUUGACGGCGCGGGCACCGGGUGGGUCGGCCGGGAGGAGUUCGAGGCCCUCGUCGGCAGCGCCGGGCUGCCGUUCGAGACGGAGAAGCACGGGCAGGCCCUGCUGAAGCUGUGCGUCCCCCGGCUCCCCCGCGACCGGUUCCUGGAAUGGUACGCGGGCGCGAGGAGGGAGCAGCGAGAGGCGGCGGGCGCGGCCGGGGCCGCCCGCGAGGCCGCCGUGGGCUCGGGAGGACGACCGCCGCGGUCGAGAAGCGGCAGCGAUUACAGCAGUAGCGGCGUCCCAGCAGCAGGAAAACCGAAAGCAGCCGCGGUCGAUGCGGCGGCGGUGGCCGACCAGGGCGGCGGCGACGGCGGUGUUCCUGCUGGCGUUGUGCGCGAAACCGGUUCUGGCGGCACAUCCUCGGACAAGGAGGACGAUGCCGACGCUGAUGCCACUGGCGAGAGCGGGGACGAGGAGGAGCGCAGGGAGGAGAAGGCCAAGGCCGAGAAGGCUUUCACGGAGGUCGACAGCGCCGCCAAGGGGUGGGUGGAAGAGAGCCAGUUCGAGGCGCUGAUGGAAGCGGUCGGCACCACCUACGCCGUGGAGGACCACAAGCCGAAACUGUUGGCGAUCUGCACGGCCGGCCGGUUGGAGAGGCAGGCGUUCUUGGCGUGGUACAUGGACUGGCUGUUCGGCGAGGAGGAAUCAUCGCACGACGAGUGGGGGGAAGGGGACGAGAGCAGCCCCAACGCCGUCGGGCGAGCACCGAAGGACGCCGGGUUUGCUGCUCUGGUGAGGCACCAGGCGGGUGGUUGGAAGUGCGCCGCGUGCUUGGUGUCAAACGCCAAGGCGGUUUUGAAGUGCGCAUCGUGCGAGGCCGUAAGGCCGGGGCAAGAGGAUAAGGUGGUGGCGUCUGGCGUGUUGGGUGGGGCGGGCAUCUUGGGAGGGUCGGGCAGCGGGCCCACGGGGGGGGUUACCUUCGGGUCGCCCGUCCCUCCCGUUGCCAAGACGGCCACGGCGUCUUCAAUUGCUCCGGCUAGCAGCACUGGAGGGGGGUUUUCCUUCGGGGCUCCCUUGCCUGCCUCAGGGGCUAGGUCUUCAUCCGCCGCCUUGUUGCAUCCUAGCGCGGGGACCAAUUCGGCGGGAGGGUUCACGUUUGGCGCGCCGGUGGCGGCCAAGUCGUCGGCCUCAGCGCCCGCCGCAGGAACCUCCACCGCUUCGAUCGCGUCGGCUAAUGAGGCCGAGGUGGAGCCAACAGAAUCUCCUGUCAACGCCGAGGAUGAUAGUGACAGCGACGGCGAUAGCGGAGACGAGGAGGAGCAGAGAGCCAAGGCGGAGGCAGCGUUCGACAAGGUGGAUAAUGCCGCCAAGGGGUGGGUGGAAGAGAGCCAGUUCGAGGCGCUGAUGGAAGCGGUCGGCACCACUUACGCCGUGGAGGACCACAAGCCGAAGCUGCUGGCGAUCUGCACGGCCGGCCGGUUGGAAAGGCAGGCGUUCCUGACGUGGUACAUGGACUGGCUGUUUGGCGAGGAGGAGUCAUCGGAGGAGGAGGGGGAGCUUAAACCAAGCGUGGCCGCUGAGGGAUCGAAGGACGCCGGGUUUGCUGCUCUGGUGAAGCGGCAGGCGGGUGGGUGGAAGUGCACCGCGUGCUUGGUGUCUAACGCCGAGGUGGCUUUGAAAUGCGCGUCGUGCGAGACGGCAAAGCCAGGGGAAGAGGGUAAUGUUCGGGCGGGCAUUUUGGGAGGUCCCAGCAGUGGGUCUGCGGGUGGGUUCACCUUCGGAACUCCGUGCAAUACCGCUGUGGUGGCGGUGGCCGAGACGGGCAAGGUUUCUUCCACUAUUGCUGUUGCAACAAACGCCGCGGGAGGCUUUUCCUUCGGAGUUUCGCCGCCCGCUCAAACCGGCGCAGUCCCCGCUGAGGAGCCGGAGAGCAAGCCUUGUGCUGGCUCGGGGGGCAUUGGAGGUGAUUCGGCCGGUGGCGCGGGCUUCACAAGCGGCAGCUCGACCAGCGGCUUCACGUGCGGGGCGCUGCCCGGCCCAGCGGCGGAUGAGCACGCGCGACAGUGAUACCACUGAAGAGAGCGGGG